Messenger RNA from Austrofundulus limnaeus, 1386 nucleotides. Its product is annotated as putative gamma-glutamyltransferase YwrD. Lineage: Eukaryota; Metazoa; Chordata; Actinopteri; Cyprinodontiformes; Rivulidae. The record is from RefSeq and is a predicted model, not a curated record.
CUGUCCUUGCAGGAGGUCCUGAGCGGCGCUGUGGAACUGGCAGAGGAGGGGUUUCCUGUUUCAGAGGUAGCAGCGCACUACUGGGAGAAGUGGACCACUGCUCUGAGGAGCGAUGGGAAAGCCCUUGGCGAGGACUUACUGACUGACAGUCGUCCGCCCAGAUGUGGACAAGUUUUCAAAAACCCAUCAUUGGCUCAAACCAUAAAGGAGCUUGGUGAGCGAGGCAAACCAGCUUUCUACCAGGGCAGAGUGGCCCGAGCCAUCGUUGACGUCAUCCUUCAGAAUGGAGGGGUCAUGACUUUGGAGGACCUCAGCAGCCAUGAUAGUGAGGUCGUCACCCCUAUAAGCACAGAAUACAAGGGUUUCCGUCUGUGGGAGCUUCCUCCCAACAGUCAGGGACUGGUUGCCUUGUUUCUCCUCAACAUCCUGGAAAACUUUCCUCAACUCAAAGCUGGAGGCCAUAACAGUCCUGACUACAUCCAUGUAUUGGUGGAGGCUGUGCGUUUGGCACAAACAGAUGCUUUUCACUACCUGGGUGACCCAGCUCAUGGGGCCGUCCCUUUGGAAAGCCUGCUGGAUAAGAGCUACAGUCGCCAACGAGCGCAACGCGUCAGCAUGAACAGGGCCAUGGAGUGUGUGCGGCCCGGCUUGACCACAGGAAGUGACACCGUUUAUUUCUGCGUGAUUGACAGCCAGGGGAACGCAUGCUCAUUCGUGAACAGCACCUAUAUGGGCUUUGGAACCGGGCUGGUUCCUAAAGACUGUGGAUUCUCACUACAGAAUCGCGGCGCCGGCUUUUCUUUGUGUCGCGAACACAUUAAUUGCGUUGCCGGAGGGAAGAGGCCGUAUCACACCUUAAUACCUGCCCUCCUCACCGACUCUUCAACCAAAUCACAAAAGCCACAACUCCUCGCUGCGCUUGGUGUGGUGGGGGCUUUUAUGCAACCACAGGGACACAUUCAGGUGCUGUUGAACAUGGUGGAGUUUGGGAUGAACCCUCAACAGGCUCUGGAUGCACCAAGAGUCUUUGUGCACUACGACCCCAAAGCUGAUGGGUGGUUGGUUAAAUUAGAGGAGGGGAUUGACCAGGAAGUGGCCGUGGAGCUUAGAAAACGGGGCCACAUGGUCACCUGGCCCGUUACAGGACACGGGCGGUCUGAGUUUGGGCGGGGACAGAUUAUCACAGUGGGGGAUUGGUGGAACAUAUCUGUCACUCAAGACAGCUCUCCAUCCAGGGUCCUGUGGGCGGGAUCGGACCCCAGAGCAGACGGAUGUGCUCAGGGAUACUAACAUUAGGAUGAGAUAUUCAAAAGGCUAAUAUUGUGUUUCUCAGGCAUGUAGUUCAAUUCUAUACCAUAAUAAUGUAAUUAUGUCACCUUCAAAAAA